AUGUAUGUCGGAAUCGAAAAACUCCUUCGACUGUGGGUCACCGACGGGCUAUUCAGCUUGAAUCCACGUUGCUGCAAGGAUUGCAAAUCAGAAUUCAAAGCAAAUCAGAAACCACAAUCACCUUUAACAUCCAAUGAAGAAAUCGAAAUCCUCAAGGUGAACCCUGCUAAAGACGUUCCGACCUACUACCAACGCUCACGCCUCGACUUGAGCUCUUCACCUAUGAAUCUAUAUUUUAAUAUGACAGGUCUGAUUGCUGGAGCGCAACCAAGGACUAGUUGGAUCAUAUACUCGCGCAAGCCAACAAGCGAAGAACAAAAGACAAUUGACAAUGGAAUUGCCGUUAUUUCUAAGAAGAACCCAAGCGGCGAAAUUCCUUUUGUUUCAGCAGAUGACGUUGAGGGAGUUGAAGACCAGAUAGCAGAACUAUCUGAGACCAAUGUUGUUGAAGAACCGGCACAUGUGGAAUUGAACGAGCGCAAGAAGGCAAGUUUGUUUGUACAGUUAUUGACCUCUUUAGGAACUCAUUCAAACUUGUCUCAAGGCACAGGAGAAAACGGCGAGGAUAACUUGGAUCAAUCUCAAGAACCAAAUGAUGAUAACCAACAUGUUGGAACUGGACACAUAAAUCCUCAUCCAGUGGAUCCAUUAGCGACCAAACCAACUGUUGUACGCUUUUCAAUUAAGCGUUCUGCGCCACAACCUAGCUCACCACCUUCAAAGAAACCUAAGGCCACCAAGAAGGCCAAGAAGGCCAAGUAG
Molecule: messenger RNA, 762 nt
Organism: Melampsora larici-populina 98AG31
Lineage: Eukaryota; Fungi; Basidiomycota; Pucciniomycetes; Pucciniales; Melampsoraceae
Exons: 3
Coding region: 1-762 (253 amino acids)
Source: RefSeq, a predicted model, not a curated record